AUGCCAGACUCACCACUGUCUCUCUCAUCAUACAUCCCCCAUCCAGCUUUGAUUCAAUGUCCUCUCCUACCACCCUCCUACCUCCAUCGCCUGAAAUUUCAGGUGGCAUUAGAGCUGUUUGAGAUUUUAAAUUGUAAGCAUUUGAAGGGCCUCAUUGUCCUCUUCUACUACCCUCCUGCCUCACCCCCCCUCCUGCAAGAAGGGGUGGUUGCCACUCAUGAGGCUGCUCCUCUCUCAGAUUCUCCCCCUGAUGGCACAGACAACCUACCACGAUCUCCACCCUCUCCCAGUCCAUCCCUCCUAUCACCUGGCCCAGGCGCUGAUACGGACAACAAUCAUGCUGCUGUUCAGGAUCUGAAUCACUCUCACUUCAUUAUUCUCAGUUAUCCUCCCUCCUGCGUUGUCACAACCCAAUAA
Suillus bovinus is the source of this 417-nucleotide messenger RNA. RefSeq lists its product as uncharacterized. The transcript has 2 exons. The record is from RefSeq and is a predicted model, not a curated record. Bases 1 to 417 code for a protein of 138 amino acids. Lineage: Eukaryota; Fungi; Basidiomycota; Agaricomycetes; Boletales; Suillaceae.